Elaeis guineensis (African oil palm) is the source of this 369-nucleotide messenger RNA. The record is from RefSeq and is a predicted model, not a curated record. Lineage: Eukaryota; Viridiplantae; Streptophyta; Magnoliopsida; Arecales; Arecaceae.
AUGAGGAAGAUAGCAAUGCUAUUGCAAGUGUGCAGAGUUCCAGCUGCUGCAGAUCGAGGGGACAACUCUAGUGCUUCUAAAGAACCUAAUGGAGGAGGUAGCAGGAGUCCCAGCUCAAAAGCAUCUCCUGUUCUGAAAAGGAGGGAGAGAAUCAAUGAGAGACUGAGGAUAUUACAGAACCUUGUAUCUAAUGGAACAAAACUGAGUGUAGACAUAGGCACAAUGCUUGAAGUAGCUGUUCAGUAUGUAAAGUUCUUGCAGCUCCAGAUUAAGCUUUUGAGCUCGGAUGAACUGUGGAUGUAUGCUCCUAUUGCUCACAAUGAGAUGAAUAUUGGUCUCGAAUUAAAGCUCUCUUUUCAGCAGCAAUGA